Dendrobium catenatum is the source of this 387-nucleotide messenger RNA. Its product is annotated as EG45-like domain containing protein. The transcript has 2 exons. The record is from RefSeq and is a predicted model, not a curated record. Gene Ontology annotation, cellular component: apoplast; cell wall. Lineage: Eukaryota; Viridiplantae; Streptophyta; Magnoliopsida; Asparagales; Orchidaceae. The coding region runs from base 1 to 387 and encodes 128 amino acids. Gene Ontology annotation, biological process: systemic acquired resistance.
AUGGAUCAGAAGCGCAAUAAUGUCAUUGUAGUUGUGGCGGUGCUGGCCAUGCUUUGCUCUUUAUCUCUGGUCUUUGCAGUUGAAACGGAGGCUACCUACGGAUAUCUUUCUCAUACUCAAUCGGAAUGCUUUGGUAGCAAAGACAAAGGUACACUGAUUGCUGCAGUAGGACAUUCAAUUUGGAAUAAUAAGGCGAUUUGUGGACAUAAGCUGAAAGUAAGAUGUAUUAAUGGUGGUGAUAGUCAAAGCUGUAAGAGCUCCUCAGUAACAGUCGAAGUUGUGGACCUUUGCAAGGGCUGCGAUGACUCCAUUGUUCUCUCGGAAGAAGCUUUUGAUAUCAUAGCGAGCAUAGAUGUUGGUCGCGUUAAAGUGGAAUAUGAGCUGUAA